Molecule: messenger RNA, 861 nt
Organism: Anisakis simplex (herring worm)
Lineage: Eukaryota; Metazoa; Nematoda; Chromadorea; Rhabditida; Anisakidae
Source: the annotation of a GenBank genome assembly
AUGUCGCGAUGUUUCGUUUCUUGUGAUCGUCCAACCACUCGAUAUACGAAUUCUCCCUAUUUCACUACAGUACCGCUGUGGAAGCUUUCUCGAAAAAUUGGUCUCAAACGAGUGUCAUCAAGAAGAUUUCUAAGUGCAAAGCGAAUGAAACGUUGCGAAAAUAUUGGUAGAAGAGAUCGUAACUCGGCGUUGGAUGGCCGCAAUCUGAUAGCGCAACAGAAAUUCGAUUACUUUCUUGUGCUUGAUUUUGAAGCAACCUGUGAACAAUAUACGAAAAUUCAACCUAUUCAGGAAAUAAUCGAGUUCCCAGUGGUUCGAUUAUGCGGUAAAAGUUUCAGUGAAGUUGAUCGUUUCCAUCGCUAUGUUCGUCCAACUGAACGUCCUCAGCUCACACCAUUCUGUACGAAUUUGACUGGUAUUGUUCAAGGUAUGGUUGACGACCAAUUACCCGUGACUAAUGUCUUAUCUGAGUUCCAUCGAUGGCUCAUCGAGCGAGAUCUGGUGAAUCCAAAGAGUGGUGAAAAAACGUGGACGUUCGUUACCUGCGGUGAUUGGGAUCUUGGUACAAUGCUUCCAUCAGAGGCUAACUUCUGGCAGUUGCAGUUGCCAUCGUACUUUAGUGAAUGGAUAAACUUGAAGAAGGCGUUUUGCGACGCGAAAGGAUACUUUCCGAAUUCGUUGAUGCAGAUGCUAAACGAUCUGCAGAUCGCGCAUGUGGGCCAAUUGCACAGCGGUAUUGAUGAUGUGCUCAAUAUAUGCGCCAUUUUGAAACAACUCGCCAAAGAAGGAUAUCAGUUCGAAAAUACUUCCUAUCUCAAAAAAGGGGUUGUUAAAGGACAAAAAGCACCGUUUUUUGGUUGA